AUGGAUGACGCUGCCGUCCUCAAGCGACGAGGCUACAUCAUGGGGAUAAAUUUGGGAGAGGGCUCAUAUGCCAAAGUCAAAUCCGCUUACUCUGAGCGCCUAAAGUUCAACGUGGCGGUCAAGAUCAUCGAUCGCAAGAAAGCCCCCACGGACUUCCUGGAGAAAUUCCUUCCCCGGGAGAUUGAGAUUCUGGCCAUGCUAAACCACCGCUCUAUUGUCAAGACCUACGAGAUCUUUGAGACAUCAGAUGGCAAGGUCUACAUUGUCAUGGAGCUUGGAGUCCAGGGUGACCUCCUUGAAUUCAUCAAAACCAGAGGAGCCCUGCAAGAGGAUGAUGCUAGAAAGAAGUUCCAUCAGCUCUCCUCGGCCAUCAAGUAUUGCCACGAUCUGGAUGUUGUUCACCGAGACCUCAAGUGUGAGAACCUUCUGCUUGACAAGGACUUCAACAUCAAGCUGUCUGACUUCGGCUUCUCCAAGCGCUGCUUGCGGGAUGAUAGUGGCCGACUGACAUUAAGCAAGACCUUCUGUGGGUCAGCAGCUUAUGCGGCCCCCGAGGUGCUGCAGGGCAUCCCCUACCAGCCCAAGGUGUAUGAUAUCUGGAGCCUAGGUGUGAUCCUCUACAUCAUGGUCUGUGGCUCCAUGCCCUAUGAUGACUCCAACAUCAAAAAGAUGCUGCGCAUCCAGAAGGAGCACCGAGUCAACUUUCCACGGUCUAAACACCUGACUGGUGAGUGCAAGGACCUCAUCUACCGAAUGUUACAGCCAGAUGUCAACCGGCGGCUGCACAUUGAUGAGAUCCUCAGCCACUGCUGGGUGCAGCCUAAGGCACGAGGUCUGUCCUCUGGAACCGUCAACAAAGAGGGGGAAAGCUCCCGGGCAACUGAGCCCUUAUGGACCCCUGAACCCACUGGUGCUGAUAAGAAGUCUGCCACCAAGGUGGAGCCUAGGGAAGAGGCACGACCCGAGACCCAACCUGAGACAAAACCCCAGGAAGACACUGUGCAAGUGGCCAGGCAGUCAGAGACCGUGGGCCUCAGCAGUGAAUUGAACAGGGAGACAGAGGAAGGGCACCCCCAACAGUCUUCAGAGACACAUACCUAG
Molecule: messenger RNA, 1101 nt
Organism: Chionomys nivalis (European snow vole)
Lineage: Eukaryota; Metazoa; Chordata; Mammalia; Rodentia; Cricetidae
Gene: Tssk1b
Product: testis specific serine kinase 1B
Exons: 1
Coding region: 1-1101 (366 amino acids)
Biological process (GO): protein phosphorylation; microtubule cytoskeleton organization; intracellular signal transduction
Cellular component (GO): cytoplasm
Molecular function (GO): tau-protein kinase activity; ATP binding; protein serine/threonine kinase activity
Source: RefSeq, a predicted model, not a curated record